Messenger RNA from Diceros bicornis minor, 318 nucleotides. Its product is annotated as late cornified envelope protein 5A-like. The transcript has a single exon. NCBI's taxonomy places the organism in Eukaryota, Metazoa, Chordata, Mammalia, Perissodactyla, Rhinocerotidae. Gene Ontology annotation, biological process: epidermis development. The record is from RefSeq and is a predicted model, not a curated record. Bases 1 to 318 code for a protein of 105 amino acids.
AUGUCCUGCCAGCAGAGCCAGCAGCAGUGCCAGCCCCCUCCCAAGUGUCCCACCCCUAAAUGUCCCCCCAAGUGCCUUCCCCAGUGCCCAGCCCCAUGUUCCCCUCCAAUCUCUUCCUGCUGUGGCCCCAGCUCUGGGGGCUGCUGCAGCUCUGGGGGUGGCGGCUGCUGCCUGAGCCACCACAGGCGCCGAAGGUCCCACCGUCGCAGACACCAAAGCUCUGACUGCUGUAGCAGUGGCAGUGGUCAGCAGUCUGGGGGCUCUGGUUGUUGUCAUGGGUCUGGGGAUUCUGGCUGCUGUGCUGGAGACUGCUGCUGA